This is a messenger RNA of Ostrea edulis (European flat oyster), 1268 nucleotides long. Its product is annotated as noggin-2-like. The record is from RefSeq and is a predicted model, not a curated record. Bases 167 to 925 code for a protein of 252 amino acids. The transcript is spliced from 2 exons. Lineage: Eukaryota; Metazoa; Mollusca; Bivalvia; Ostreida; Ostreidae. Gene Ontology annotation, biological process: negative regulation of cell differentiation; osteoblast differentiation; negative regulation of BMP signaling pathway.
UUUGUUUUAUAUAGAUCUGGCACGACUAAUUAUAUCACAUGCACGCGUGGUGCAGAAAUAGAUGGUAAAUCUGCGUAUUAAUGUUAAUUGAGGUAGCUAUAUAAAAUCUCUAGCCUAGCUCUUCAAUGACUGGGAUUCUUUUGUACACACAUGUAAGAGAAUAAUUAUGGCUGGUAUACACCUUGUGGUUUUGUUACUGUUUGCCGUACAUUCUUCAGACACACUUGGCAAUCCCGACCUUAUUUCCAGAAUAUCAAAACUGCAGUUUCCACAGGGUCUACUGAACAAGACUACUUACGGAAAGCCGGUCAUCAAGAUCCCACUGUUUGGGAGACUCCCCGGGCUGAUGCAAUAUGUUCCAAAAGGAAAGCAGCUUAAAGAAAAGCGGCUGAGAAGAAGACUCGGAAACGAUUUUAACUUGUUUUGGAUGUCUAUCGACAAACCGGUUGAAGAAGAAAACAGAAUAAGUGUCACAGGUCCAAACUAUAUCAGGCUUCAAAUACUGGAGGAUAUUGAAAAUUUUACCAAAUCCUAUAAAUUCCAGAUAGAAAAUACAACUGAAUUUGUUGAUGAAACUGUGUCAUUCUUUAAAAGGAUGAUGAAUUAUGGAUCCUGCAAUAUAAAUUAUGAAUGGGAAGAUUUGAGCAUUUUGUUUUGGCCUCGGUGGGUAAAGCGGGGCUUCUGCAAUACGGAGGUAUCGUGCUCAUUUCCCGCGGGCAUGUACUGUUCCCCUGCUCGGAGUAAGGUCAUUAAACUACUCAGAUGGACCUGUAAGAGAAAACGGAGAGGAUCGAAACGCCGAAAAAACAAAAAUAAACCAGACAAAAUUGGAGAAUUUAAGAAGAAAAGCCGAUUUCCUGGUGUAAAAUGCAGAUGGAUAAAGGUGCCGUUCCCGGUAACAGAUGAGUGCAUUUGUUCAUGCUGACAGCGGUUCUGUCUGUUUUGUGUAAUAGUAUUUUCCUGUGAUGACGAACAGCAAGACAAAACACAUGCCCUGGUAUGCGUUAAUCGAUUCUUAACAAUUGUCAGGCCUCAGGAAUGUUAGAGGAAUUAUGAAAAUAAAAUACAUUGAUGGUAUUCUACAAAGCAUAUGGCCAACCCAGUAGAUAAGUCACGAAGAAAUGUGAUGUAAACAGGCAUUGCAGUACCAUUCUUACGACGGUAUGCACGAAAUAUUGCAGACAUUUGAAAUUUUUAUUGCUAUCUUAAGUCAUCAAUGUCUAUUGUACGUUGUCUUAAUGAAUUAUUAAAGGUGGCAGAGUAUGGUU